AUGUCGGCCGGCGUGCCCAUGGAGCCCCAGCAGGAGAUGAUGUACGCGGCGCCCGCGGAGCCGCAGCGCAUGAACAUCUCCCCGGAGAUGUUCCAGAAGCUCAUGGCCGGGCAUCCCGUGACUGAGGAGGAGAUCCACGCGGACGCCGCGGCCAUGGGCGGGGCGGCGGCGCCCGUCGUGGAGGCGGCCACGGCGGCGGUCGACGCCGCCGCCGACGCGGUGGGCGCGAAGAAGAAGUCCAAGAAGGAGAAGAAGAGCAAGGACCGGACGGGAGCAAGAAGGUCAAGACCAAGUCCGGGAAGAAGAAGGGCUGCUGCUGAGCGCCGGCGGUGGCCGUUUGCCCCGUGGGGGCUUUUGAUUUAUCGCCUCCGUUGCCCGUCGCUGCCGUUUGCCGCCCCAUCCGCAGACCUCCGACGUCGUGAUUCUGUUGACGACGCGGCCCCCCGAAGCUGUCGACCCCAUCCUGCGCCAGGACCGGCUUCCCCUCGCGGGUCUCUGUUGGAUGGCCUGCGGGGCCCGGGGGAACGGCCCCCGAGGGGGUGGGGUUGCCCGAGUGCCGGGGAAGCCAGCCCUCGUCGAUUUUUGUCUCGGCGGCGCUGGAGGUCUGGGGGUCCAUUGUACGCGCUCCACCCGGGAGCCAAAGCGUCUGCCAAAGAGCUGUAG
Messenger RNA from Prorocentrum cordatum, 663 nucleotides. NCBI's taxonomy places the organism in Eukaryota, Dinophyceae, Prorocentrales, Prorocentraceae. The record is from the annotation of a GenBank genome assembly.